Microplitis mediator is the source of this 2172-nucleotide messenger RNA. RefSeq names its product arp2/3 complex-activating protein rickA-like. Bases 63 to 878 code for a protein of 271 amino acids. The transcript has 6 exons. Lineage: Eukaryota; Metazoa; Arthropoda; Insecta; Hymenoptera; Braconidae. The record is from RefSeq and is a predicted model, not a curated record.
AUGAAUAUGGGUUAUUUUAGUGAUUUUUAAAUUAUUUUAUAUUUAGUUUAUAAAUUUAAAUAAUGAAAAAAAAUUUUAAUUUAAUAUUGAAGCGGUCGUCGGAAAAAGCGAUUGAUCAGAUAAUGGCGAAGUUAAAAAUUCUCAAACAAAAUAUUAACGGGUCGAUAAAUACUGAAGGUAAUUCAAGUAAAGAUUCAGAGCAAGACAUUAAAUUAAAAAUAUCUUCAAAAAAUAUUUCUGUAAUCAGUCAACAGUUGGAAGAGUUCAUAAAUUACCUUUUAAAAAAUACUAAUUAUCUUAAUUAUAUAAAUUAUUAUCCUGCAUCAUUGGAAAGUAAAUUUGUAAAUAGUGUCCAAGAACUUGAGUGCAUGUUAAAAGAGCUACAAAGCGUGAGAAUAAAUAUAAAGAAGCAAAAGAUGCAGCAGAAGUUGAUUGAUAAGGAAAAAAAAACCGUGGGAAUUAUCUUAGAAAAAUUAAAAGACGCUGAAAUUCGUGAAAUGGAGACAAUUGUCUCUACUUUUGAUCCUGUCAUGUUCACGCGAUGGGAGUCCAUCAAGUCGACGCGUAAAUUAGAAACUUUGGAGGGAUUUUUAUCAGACAUUAAGAGUAAACAAUUGGCGCUAGAAAAAUUAAAUACUUUGGUGACGAGAAAGUUGACGAAUCUAAAAAAUGUUUCAAAUAAAAAUAAAAAUUCACUGAUAGCGCUACAGUUUCCUGCUUUAGAGCUGCCGGAGAACACAAUACCGCCCCCGCCCCCGCUACCACUCCCACUCCCACCUCCAUUGGAACUGGUGCCUUAUUCUGCACCUUCUCAGAUACCCACGCGCCAACGUCAACGUAUUGAAGAUUUACGCAGAUACCAACUCUUUCGCGUGUAGGGAUCAGCGUCAAGCAAGUAAAGUUCAAACGAAUGAAUUGUAAAAAAAAAUACCUACUUCAUCGGUAAUAAUCCAGGGUAACUUUGGAAGAAAACUAAGAACGGCGUCAGAAAAUCUGCUGUGCGGUACAUCAUGUUCCAAUAAAAGUACUUCGUUUUCAGUUUCCUUAUCACCGACGACACCCAGGGCACGUACAAAAUGUCCCAACGGAUAACGCGAAUUUCUCGGCCAAGAGUCAAUGGCGACAAUUAUUCGCUGACUGCACAAAGUCUCGGAUUGACGAGUCUCGAUUCUCACUUUUGGAAUCUUUUUCUCCGCUGGCACGAAAAGAUGCUUCACAUUCUGCGUUAAAUAAAAUUUAAGUUUGUUAAAAAAAUCCAUACCCAAUAUGCUAAAAUUAAAAAAAUAUCAGUGUUUGUUUCAGUCGCGAAAUCAAUAACAAUACUGAUAUUAUUAUUAAUUAUUAUUAUCUUACUCCUUUGACAGCACUUGGCUGUAAUAUCCCACAAUAUUGUCGCCAUUUUCGUCUGAUGAUGCCAACUAUUUUACCUGUUGGCGUCCGCUCAACUUUUUUCGUCGGCUCAACAAUUAAUUCUUUUUCUUCUUCUAAAGUAUCACCUGGAUCUUCUUCAUCGACUUCGUCUUGUAAAAUUAAUUCACUUGGCACCGACCAUUCUUCCUCUGGUAAUAAUUCAAUGGCUACAAUGUCACCAUCGAUUGCUCGAUUUAAACCGACCCUCCCUUGUACGAAUAUCUGCAAAAAUAAUUUAUAAGUUAACAAAUAAUAAUAAAAUUACUAAAUAAAUAAAUACGUAAAUAAAACGUACGAAUUUUUCCAUUCCUUCGACAUUGACACUUCCUUCCAAAAAAUUUUCACGUGAAGCUAAAAAUGUUCCCUGAAGUAAUUUACCAUUUUUAAUUCCAUCGUGCAACUGACCAGGGGUUAAGUGAGAAGGAAACAAGGGUUCACCUCUACCACCAUCAACAACAUAAUUUUUUUUGCACAGUUUAUCUGCCAGGAACCCGCAAUUUUCUACUGAACAAAUGUACUCUUCCACUGAAAAUAAAUUUUAAAAAUUAUUUUACGAACACUAGCAAUUUUUUAAAAAUAAUUACUCGUGAACGCGAGGAUCCCGUCAUCCUGGGCCUUGGUCCGGUUGUCAUUGUCGUCAGUGAGCAGAACAAUGUUUAUAUUUAUAUUUUUCGAGGCCGCCAGGUGACUUUUGUACCAUUGACAGGCCACCCUGAUGGCCCUGUCAUUGCGGUCGUUUAUUUUUUCUCCAGGUACUCGCUC